GCCUAUGUAAGGGCAAUGACCGAGAAAAGAGUAGUGAUUACAGAAUUUGGCACAUAUGCUUACCCGGAUCCAUGCAAGAAUAUAUUUUCCAGGUUUUUUUCGUACUUUCAAGGUGUGGAGGUCACUGACAAUGCCCUGGUUAAUGUGUACCCUGUGGGCGAAGAUUUUUAUGCUUGUACCGAGACAAACUUCAUAACAAAAAUUAACCCAGAAAACUUGGAAACAAUUAAAAAGGUAGAUGUCAGCAAAUACGUUUCAGUCAAUGGGGUAACAGCACACCCCCACAUUGAGAAUGACGGAACAGUUUACAAUAUUGGCAACUGCUUUGGAAAGAAUUUUUCCCUUGCCUACAAUAUUGUACGGAUACCUCCCCUACAAGCAGAUAAGAAAGAUCCAAUGACCAAAUGUGAGGUGGUUGUUCAGUUUCCAUGCAGUGACAGGUUCAAGCCAUCUUAUGUGCAUAGUUUUGGGCUGACUCCAAAUUACAUUGUGUUUGUGGAAACCCCAGUGAAAAUCAACUUGCUCAAGUUUCUUUCUUCCUGGAGCCUUUGGGGUGCCAAUUACAUGGAUUGUUUUGAGUCGAAUGAAAGCAUGGGGGUCUGGAUGCAUGUAGCUGAAAAGAAAAAAGGAAAGUACCUCAACAUCAAAUAUCGGACUUCACCCUUUAACCUCUUUCAUCACAUUAACACCUAUGAAGAUAAUGAAUUUCUGGUUGUGGAUCUAUGCACAUGGAAGGGGUAUGAGUUUGUUUACAAUUACUUAUACUUAGCCAAUUUACGGGAGAACUGGGAAGAAGUGAAGAAAAAUGCACAAAAAGCUCCUCAACCUGAAGUUCGCCGAUAUGUCCUUCCCCUAAAUAUUGAGAAGGCUGAUAUAGGCAAAAAUUUAAUCACGUUGCCUAAUACAACAGCUACUGCCGUUCUGCACAGUGAUGAAACCAUUUGGCUGGAGCCAGAAGUUAUUUUUUCAGGGCCCCGUCAAGCUUUUGAGUUUCCACAAAUAAACUAUGCAAUGUAUUCUGGGAAACCUUACACAUAUGCAUAUGGCCUUGGAUUGAAUCAUUUUGUUCCAGACAGGCUUUGUAAGAUAAAUGUUAAAACAAGGGAGACAUGGGUAUGGCAAGAACCAGAUGCCUAUCCCUCUGAACCCAUCUUUGUUUCUCACCCAGAUGCCCUGGAAGAAGAUGAUGGUAUUGUCCUGAGCAUUGUCAUUAGUCCGGGCAGUGGGCGAAAGCCUGCCUACCUUUUGAUCUUGGGCGCAAAGGACAUGAGUGAAGUUGCCAGGGCAGAAGUGGACAUAAACAUCCCAGUUACUUUUCACGGGCUUUUCAAAAGAGCAUGA
Rhineura floridana is the source of this 1341-nucleotide messenger RNA. RefSeq names its product retinoid isomerohydrolase RPE65 (gene RPE65). Gene Ontology annotation, biological process: retinal metabolic process; zeaxanthin biosynthetic process. The transcript has 11 exons. Bases 16 to 1341 code for a protein of 441 amino acids. Gene Ontology annotation, molecular function: all-trans-retinyl-ester hydrolase, 11-cis retinol forming activity; retinol isomerase activity; beta-carotene 15,15'-dioxygenase activity. Lineage: Eukaryota; Metazoa; Chordata; Lepidosauria; Squamata; Rhineuridae. The record is from RefSeq and is a predicted model, not a curated record.